UGAAGUUGUAUACAGCUAUGGUCCGACCCCAUCUUGAGUUUGCGAAUGUGGUUUGGCACCCAUAUAUGAGAAAAGAUAUUGAAAGUUUAGAAAGACUACAAAAGAGGGCUACAAAAUUGAUUCCAUCUCUAAAAGAUAUGUCAUAUGAAGAAAGGCUCAAGCAGUUAAAAUUACCCACUCUUGCUCAUAGAAGAAUGCGUGGAGACGCUAUACAGACUUUUAAGAUUGUAAAAGGUAUCGAUGAUUGUGACUUUGAAAGAUUCUUUUGCUACGCUUCAUCAACAAGAGGGCAUAACUUAAAGCUUGAAAAACCCAGAUUUAGGACCACUUUCUGCCAGCACCAGUUUUCUCGUCGUGUUAUACAAGUGUGGAAUGACUUGCCUCAACAUGUGAUAGAUGCUGAAGAUGUAGAAUCAUUUAAAGUAAGGUUGGACCGCCACUGGCAAGGAGACAUGCUGUACCAGUUUUUGUCAGUACCGCAGGACACUGACGCAGGCAACGGCACAGGAACAGGAUCCGGGUCGGAAGCAGGUUCCGGAACGAACGCAGAUACUGCAAUAAAUACGACGGCUUCUGGGCCUAGUGAUCCAAACAGAGGCAAGCAAACUUCAGAUGAAGGUUUUGAUGGAGCUGCCAGCAAUUCAAGUUCAGAUACAGGUGAAGUGAAUUCUGCUACAGCAGGAUCUGGAGGAAAUGCAGGUCCCGGUGACAGUUCAGGGUCAGCAUCCGGCGCAGGUGGAGGAUCCGGGGCGGGACCAGGUUCCAGGGCUGAUUCAGGAACGGGAACAGGAUCUGAGACAGGUGCGGCGAAGGAACGGAAACUGGCGAGGGAGGGGGAGCAGGGAGUGGCACAGAUCAAGGAGCAGGAACUGGCCAAGAUCAGGGAGCUGGGACUGGCGCAGAUCAAGGAGCAGGAACUGGCACAGGUGAAGGAGCUGGAACUGGCACAGAUCAAGGAGCGGGAACUGGCACAGGUCAAGGAGCUGGAACUGGCACAGAUCAAGGAGCAGGAACUGGCACAGGUGAAGGAGCUGGAACUGGCACAGAUCAAGGGACAGGAACUGGCACCGGUGAAGGAGCUGGAACUGGCACAGGUCAAGGAGCAGGAACAGGUGAAGGAGCUGGAACUGGCACAGAUCAAGGAGCUGGAACUGGCACAGGUGAAGGAGCUGGAACUGGCACAGAUCAAGGAGCUGGAACUGGCACAGGUGAAGGAGCAGGAACUGGCACAGAUCAAGGAGCAGGAACUGGCACAGGUGAAGGAGCUGGAACUGGCACAGGUGAAGGAGCAGGAACUGGCACAGGUGAAGGAGCUGGAACUGGCACAGGUCAAGGAGCAGGAACUGGCACAGGUGAAGGAGCUGGAACUGGCAGAGGUCAAGGAGCAGGAACUGGCACAGGUGAAGGAGCUGGAACUGGCACAGAUCAAGGAGCUGGAACUGGCACAGAUCAAGGAGCAGGAACUGGCACAGGUGAAGGACCUGGAACUGGCACAGAUCAAGGAGCAGGAACUGGCACAGGUGAAGGAGCUGGAACUGGCACAGAUCAAGGAGCUGGAACUGGCACAGAUCAAGGAGCUGGAACUGGCACAGGUGAAGGUGCUGGAACUGGCACAGAUCAAGGUGCAGGAACUGGCACAGGUGAAGGAGCAGGAACUGGCACAGAUCAAGGAGCAGGAACUGGCACAGGUGAAGGAGCAGGAACUGGCACAGAUCAAGGAGCUGGAACUGGCACUGGUGAAGGAGCAGGAACUGGCACAGAUCAAGGAGCAGGAACUGGCACAGGUGAAGGAGCUGGAACUGGCACAGAUCAAGGAGCAGGAACUGGCACAGGUGAAGGAGCUGGAACUGGCACAGGUGAAGGAGCAGGAACUGGCACAGGUGAAGGAGCAGGAACUGGCACAGAUCAAGGAGCUGGAACUGGCACAGGUGAAGGAGCUGGAACUGGCACAGAUCAAGGAGCUGGAACUGGCACAGGUGAAGGAGCUGGAACUGGAACAGAUCAAGGAGCAGGAACUGGCACAGGUGAAGGAGCUGGAAGUGGCACAGAUGAAGGAGCUGGAACUGGCACAGGUCAAGGAGCUGGAACUGGCACAAGUGAAGGAGCAGGAACUGGCUCAGAUCAAGGAGCGGGAACUGGCACAGAUCAAGGAGCUGGAACUGGCACAGGUGAAGGAGCAGGAACUGGCACAGGUGAAGGAGCAGGAACUGGCACAGAUCAAGGAGCAGGAACUGGCACAGGUGAAGGAGCUGGAACUGGCACAGAUCAAGGAGCUGGAACUGGCACAGAUCAAGGAGCAGGAACUGGCACAGGUGAAGGAGCUGGAACUGGCACAGAUCAAGGAGCUGGAACUGGCACAGAUCAAGGAGCUGGAACUGGCACAGAUCAAGGAGCUGGAACUGGCACAGAUCAAGGAGCUGGAACUGGCACAGGUGAAGGAGCAGGAACUGGCUCAGAUCAAGGAGCAGGAACUGGCACAGAUCAAGGAGCAGGAACUGGCACAGGUGAAGGAGCGGGAACUGGCACAGAUCAAGGAGCAGGAACUGGCACAGUUGAAGGAGCUGGAACUGGCACAGAUCAAGGAGCAGGAACUGGCACAGGUGAAGGAGCAGGAACUGGCACAGGUGAAGGAGCUGGAACUGGCACAGAUCAAGGAGCUGGAACUGGCACAGAUCAAGGAGUUGGAACUGGCACAGAUCAAGGGACAGGAACUGGCACAGGUGAAGGAGCUGGAACUGGCACAGAUCAAGGAGCAGGAACUGGCACAGGUGAAGGAGCUGGAACUGGCACAGAUCAAGGAGCAGGAACUGGCACAGGUGAAGGAGCUGGAACUGGCACAGGUGAAGGAGCUGGAACUGGCACAGAUCAAGGAGCUGGAACUGGCACAGAUCAAGGAGUUGGAACUGGCACAGAUCAAGGGACAGGAACUGGCACAGGUGAAGGAGCAGGAACUGGCACAGGUGAAGGAGCUGGAACUGGCACAGAUCAAGGAGCUGGAACUGGCACAGGUGAAGGAGCUGGAACUGGCACAGAUCAAGGAGCAGGAACUGGCACAGGUGAAGGAGCUGGAACUGGCACAGGUGAAGGAGCUGGAACUGGCACAGAUCAAGGAGUUGGAACUGGCACAGAUCAAGGGACAGGAACUGGCACAGGUGAAGGAGCUGGAACUGGCACAGAUCAAGGAGCUGGAACUGGCACAGAUCAAGGAGCUGGAACUGGCACAGAUCAAGGAGUUGGAACUGGCACAGAUCAAGGAGCAGGAACUGGCACAGGUGAAGGAGCUGGAACUGGCACAGAUCAAGGAGCUGGAACUGGCACAGAUCAAGGAGCUGGAACUGGCACAGGUGAAGGUGCAGGAACUGGCUCAGAUCAAGGAGCUGGAACUGGCACAGGUGAAGGAGCUGGAACUGGCACAGAUCAAGGAGCUGGAACUGGCACAGAUCAAGGAGCUGGAACUGGCACAGAUCAAGGAGCUGGAACUGGCACAGAUCAAGGAGCAGGAACUGGCACAGGUGAAGGAGCUGGAACUGGCACAGAUCAAGGAGCUGGAACUGGCACAGGUGAAGGAGCUGGAACUGGCACAGAUCAAGGAGCUGGAACUGGCACAGAUCAAGGAGCUGGAACUGGCACAGAUCAAGGAGCAGGAACUGGCACAGGUGAAGGAGCUGGAACUGGCACAGAUCAAGGAGCAGGACCUGGCACAGGUGAAGGAGCUGGAACUGGCACAGGUGAAGGAGCUGGACCUGGCACAGAUCAAGGAGCUGGAACUGGCACAGAUCAAGGAGCUGGAAUUGGCACAGAUCAAGGAAUUGGAACUGGCACAGAUCAAGGAGCUGGAACUGGCACAGAUCAAGGAGCUGGAACUGGCACAGGUGAAGGUGCAGGAACUGGCUCAGAUCAAGUAGCAGGACCUGGCACAGGUGAAGGAGCUGGAACUGGCACAGGUGAAGGAGCUGGAACUGGCACAGAUCAAGGAGCUGGAACUGGCACAGAUCAAGGAGCUGGAAUUAGCACAGAUCAAGGAAUUGGAACUGGCACAGAUCAAGGAGCUGGAAUUGGCACAGAUCAAGGAAUUGGAACUGGCACAGAUCAAGGAGCUGGAACUGGCACAGAUCAAGGAGCAGGACCUGGCACAGAUCAAGGAGCUGGAACUGGCACAGGUGAAGGAGCUGGAACUGGCACAGAUCAAGGAGCUGGAACUGUCACAGAUCAAGGAUCUGGAACUGGCACAGAUCAAGGAAUUGGAACUGGCACAGAUCAAGGAGCUGGAACUGGCACAGAUCAAGGAGCAGGAACUGGCACAGGUGAAGGACCUGGAACUGGCACAGGUCAAGGACCUGGAACAGGCACAGAUCAAGGAGCUGGAACUGGCACAGAUCAAGGAGCUGGAACCGGCACAGAUCAAGGAAUUGGAACUGGCACAGAUCAAGGAGCAGGAACUGGCACAGGUGAAGGAGCUGGAACUGGCACAGAUCAAGGAGCUGGAACUGGCACAGAUCAAGGAGCUGGAACUGGCACAGGUGAAGGUGCAGGAACUGGCACAGAUCAAGGAGCUGGAACUGGCACAGGUGAAGGAGCUGGAACUGGCACAGGUGAAGGAGCUGGAACUGGCACAGAUCAAGGAGCUGGAACUGGCACAGAUCAAGGAGCUGGAACUGGCACAGAUCAAGGAGCUGGAACUGGCACAGAUCAAGGAGUUGGAACUGGCACAGAUCAAGGAGCAGGAACUGGCACAGGUGAAGGAGCUGGAACUGGCACAGAUCAAGGAGCUGGAACUGGCACAGAUCAAGGAGCUGGAACUGGCACAGAUCAAGGAGUUGGAACUGGCACAGAUCAAGGAGCUGGAACUGGCACAGAUCAAGGAGCAGGACCUGGCACAGGUGAAGGAGCUGGAACUGGCACAGGUGAAGGAGCUGGAACUGGCACAGAUCAAGGAGCUGGAACUGGCACAGAUCAAGGAGCUGGAACUGGCACUGAUCAAGGAAUUGGAACUGGCACAGAUCAAGGAGCUGGAACUGGCACAGAUCAAGGAGCUGGAACUGGCACAGAUCAAGGAGCUGGAACUGGCACAGAUCAAGGAGCUGGAACUGGCACAGGUGAAGGAGCAGGAACUGGCACAGAUCAAGGAGCUGGAACUGGCACAGAUCAAGGAGCUGGAACUGGCACAGAUCAAGGAAUUGGAACUGGCACAGAUCAAGGAGCUGGAACUGGCACAGAUCAAGGAGCAGGACCUGGCACAGGUGAAGGAGCUGGAACUGGCACAGGUGAAGGAGCUGGAACUGGCACAGAUCAAGGAGCUGGAACUGGCACAGAUCAAGGAGCUGGAACUGGCACUGAUCAAGGAAUUGGAACUGGCACAGAUCAAGGAGCUGGAACUGGCACAGAUCAAGGAGCUGGAACUGGCACAGAUCAAGGAGCUGGAACUGGCACAGAUCAAGGAGCUGGAACUGGCACAGAUCAAGGAGCUGGAACUGGCACAGAUCAAGGAGCUGGAACUGGCACAGGUGAAGGAGCUGGAACUGGUACAGGUGAAGGAGCUGGAAGUGGCACAGAUCAAGGAGCUGGAACUGGCACAGAUCAAGGAGCUGGAACUGGCACAGAUCAAGGAGCUGGAACUGGCACAGAUCAAGGAGCUGGAACUGGCACAGAUCAAGGAGUUGGAACUGGCACAGAUCAAGGAGCAGGAACUGGCACAGGUGAAGGAGCUGGAACUGGCACAGAUCAAGGAGCUGGAACUGGCACAGAUCAAGGGGCAGGAACCGGCACAGGUCAAGGAGAUGGAACUGGCACAGAUCAAGGAGCUGGAACUGGCACAGAUCAAGGAGUUGGAACUGGCACAGAUCAAGGAGCAGGAACUGGCACAGAUCAAGGAGCAGGAACCGGCACAGAUCAAGGAGCGGGAACUGGCACAGACCAAGGAGCUGGAACUAGCACAGAUCAAGGAGCAGGAACUGGAACAGGUGAAGGAGCUGGAACCGGCACAGAUCAAGGAGCGGGAAAUGGCACAACUCCAAUCGAUGGCGGUUCAGAUUCUUCGUCUGGCUCUGAUGGUUGCAGCCAAUAUAACUACCGCCAAGAAGGCGAUCAAGUCAUCUUUAUCGGAAUUGAUGGAGCAUGUGAACUGACGAUUGACCUAUCGGUGGCUAGAGCUGCCAAGAGACGCGGUCCGGGCAAAGGUGGAAACGUCGAGAGAAAACUCCACCAUUGGAGUAAGGAAAACGCCGAGUUGUGUCCGCUCUGGCAGUUCUACACCACCCCGAGCG
Messenger RNA from Mya arenaria, 6263 nucleotides. Its product is annotated as axoneme-associated protein mst101(2)-like. The record is from RefSeq and is a predicted model, not a curated record. The transcript has 7 exons. NCBI's taxonomy places the organism in Eukaryota, Metazoa, Mollusca, Bivalvia, Myida, Myidae.